CGCAAGCGCACAGGAAUCCGGCCCGGGCUGAGCGCGCGGCCGGAAGGUUGCGGGUGACUAGCAUGCAGGUACCCGUUCUCUGACUUGCUGCCCCUCUUGUGACAUGGCCCACCGCGGUGCGGAGAGGGACUUCCAGACGUCAGCGCGGCGCAUGGGCACCUCGCUGCUCUUCCAGCUUUCGGUGCAUGAGCGGGAGCUGGACCUGGUGUUUCUGGAUCAUAGCUAUGCCAAGCCGUGGAGUGCCCACCCAGACGCCAGUAGCGCCCGCCCCACCCGCAUGCUCUUUGUUACUCCCCGGAGGCAGCACGAAAGUACCAUCGAGUCAGACGUCCCAAUAGAUGUGGAGACAGUCACGUCAACCCCUGUGCCACUUUAUGACAAUCAGAAGGCACGCAGCGUGAUGAACGAGUGCGAGCGGCACGUCAUCUUCGCCAGGACGGAUGCGGAUGCGCCUCCGCCUCCAGAGGACUGGGAGGAGCAUGUCAACAGGACUGGCUGGACAAUGGCCCAGAACAAGCUAUUCAACAAGAUCCUCAAAGCCCUGCAGUCUGAUCGGCUUGCCCGCUUGGCCAACGAAGGGGCUUGUAACGAGCCAGUGCUGCGCCGUGUUGCUGUGGACAAGUGUGCGAGGAGAGUGCGGCAAGCUCUGGCGAGUGUGAGCUGGGACACCAAGCUGGUCCAGUGGCUGCACACCACCCUGGUGGAGACCUUGAGUCUGCCCAUGCUGGCCGCCUACCUGGAUGCUUUGCAGACACUGAAAGGGAAGAUCCCUACCUUGAUUGACCGGAUGCUCGUGUCGUCCAACACGAAGACCGGGGCUGCUGGAGCUGAGGCCUUGUCCCUCCUACUGAAGAGGCCCUGGGACCCCGCUGUGGGAGUGCUCUCUCAUAACAAACCAAGCAAACUCCCCGGCUCUCCUCUCAUUCUCAUUGCCUCCUCCGGGCCCUCCAGCUCCGUGUUCCCCACCUCGCGCCGCCACCGCUUCUGGCAGUCUCAGCUGUCCUGCUUAGGCAAGGUCAUCCCUGUUGCCACCCAUCUGCUGAACAAUGGUAGUGGAGUAGGAGUUCUGCAGUGUCUGGAGCACAUGAUUGGGGCAGUGCGAAGCAAAGUGCUGGAGAUUCACAGCCAUUUCCCCCACAAACCCAUUAUCUUGAUUGGCUGGAAUACAGGAGCCUUGGUGGCCUGUCAUGUGUCAGUGAUGGAAUACGUCACUGCAGUUGUCUGCCUUGGGUUUCCUCUGCUUACCGUGGAUGGCCCCAGAGGGGAUGUGGAUGAUCCCCUCUUGGAUAUGAAGACUCCAGUCCUCUUUGUCAUUGGUCAGAAUUCCCUGCAGUGUCACCCUGAAGCCAUGGAGGACUUCCGGGAGAAGAUUCGGGCUGAGAACAGCUUGGUGGUGGUUGGGGGAGCUGAUGAUAAUCUCAGAAUAAGCAAAGCAAAGAAGAAAUCGGAAGGGUUGACUCAGAGCAUGGUGGACAGAUGUAUUCAGGAUGAGAUUGUGGACUUCCUGACUGGAGUGCUCACUCGCGCGGAGGGGCACGUGGGCUCUGAGCCUCGGGAUCAGGAUGCUGAGAAGAAGAAGAAGCCCCGGGACGUGGCCCGCAGAGACCUGGCCUUUGAGGUCUCUGAGCGGGGCAGUCGACCUGCGUCACCAGCUGCCAAGCUACCUGCCUCACCCUCAGGCUCGGAGGAUCUCUCCAGUGUGUCCAGCAGCCCCACCUCCAGUCCCAAGACCAAGGUGACCACAGUGGCCUCUGCCCAGAAGUCCAGUCAGAUCGGAAGCACUCAGCUGCUGAAGAGACACGUGCAGCGGACAGAGGCUGUGCUGACCCACAAACAAGCUCAAGCGCAGUUUGCUGCUUUUCUGACACAAAACAUGCUGGUGAGGAAAGCUCUUCCUCCCGGCACCUCCUCCUGUCUCUUUGUUCCCGUUUCAUCAGAACAAACGGAGGAAGCCGAGAAAGAGGAUCUCAGGGUCCAGCUGAAGCGGCACCAUCCCUCCAGUCCUCUUCCUGGCAGUAAGACCUCCAAGCGACCGAAGAUCAAGGUGUCCCUUAUCUCCCAAGGGGACACAGCUGGAGGGCCUUGUACUCCUUCCCAAGGAGGAGCUCCAGAAGCCGCAGGAGGGAAGCCCAUCACCAUGACACUGGGGCAAGCUUCCGCAGGGGCCAAGGAGCUCACAGGGCUUCUCACCACAACCAAGUCCAGUGCUGCUGAAGGGGGAGUCUCAGUGAGCCCAGCGUCCUCAGUGGUCUCUAGCAGCACUGCUCCCAGUGCCUUGCACACACUCCAGAGCCGCCUGGUGGCCACCUCUCCUGGCAGCUCCCUCCCAGGAGCCGCAUCAGCCAGCAGCCUCCUCCAAGGCCUCAGCUUCAGCUUGCAGGAUAUCAGCAGCAAGACCUCUGGCCUCCCAGCAAACCCCUCUCCCGGGCCAGCCCCACAGGCCACCAGUGUGAAGUUGCCCACCCCCAUGCAGAGCCUGGGUGCCAUCACCACGGGCACCAGCACCAUUGUCCGUACCAUUCCUGUGGCCACCACUCUCUCCUCCUUGGGUGCCACUCCUGGUGGGAAGCCCACAGCCAUCCACCAGCUGCUGACCAAUGGGGGCCUCGCCAAGUUGGCAAGCAGCCUCCCUGGCCUGGCUCAGAUCUCUAACCAAGCCUCAGGCUUGAAGGUCCCCACCACCAUCACUCUGACACUCCGUGGCCAGCCCAGCCGAAUCACCACCCUGAGCCCCAUGGGCUCAGGAGCAGCCCCAUCAGAAGAGCCCAGCUCCCAGACGCUGCCCUCCAGCUCACAGCGCCUGCCUCCAGCGCCCUGAAGAUGCCAUGCGAUAUGUCCUCCUUUACCAGGUUGGUGUCGGCUGCUGCACGGUGAGGCCUGGCACGUGUGCUGUCCUGCUGAGCUGUACACUUGUCUGAAGACCUCUUUAAGACAGUCGUUUUUGCCUCUCUGCCAACUGUCUUCAGGGUUGGGCCUCUGGGUCUUAUGUAACCAUUAGACAAGGUGAUAUGGCGCCAGCAAGGGGGGCCUCGUCCUUUAGCAUCUGCAGGUCUGGUUCCCAGAAUCUCCAGGUCCUCAGCAGAUCUGGCCGUGUAUGGAUUGGAGGCACUUCUUCUCCAGCAUUAGCUGUAACUUGACCCAAGUAGCAGUGUUGGACUGCUCACUGCAUUUUAAUAAAGAAGCUCCUCUUUGAAGUCUAUACUGCCCCGUGCCAAGUUGGGAGGAGACGUCCAUGUGGUCUGGGGCUGCACGAGUUGGGACUGAGAGCCCUGUGCUGAGGACCGGGAUCAUCCUGGCCCGCUGGCCAGUGGUUCGGUGCCAGAAGGGCUUGUUUUGUACAUCACUGUUGCCUUCACCAAGCAGCCAUGGGAGAGUGCUCCCCGUGCAGCUCCCUCCUUAGGAGCCACAUUGGAUACUGAGUACCUGCUGAGACCUAGGAACUCCUCAUUUCAAACCCACGAAAGGGCACAGAGAACUGGGCUGUCAUCUUUCAGUCCCUUUGACCACCUAUAGAUGUUGGGACCAGCAGUCGCCAGGAGGUGAAAGCUGGCUUCUUUCUUUUUUCUAUCAUGCUUUGGGCAGUUCUUGUAUCCAGAAAGCCUGCAGGUCCAGAAAGGCUGAAGAAGAGGAAGGGAACAGCAGAUGAAGUGGCUUGAAGGACAUGUCAGUGGUGAAAACGAUUUGGGCUUGAGGCUUUGCAUCUGGUACCUAAGGAGCCAUUGAUUCAACUGGAGAUGAGAAGAAUUUGCCAAGCCGGAGGGGAGAAACCUCAGCCCCUGAAAUUUCUGUCUCCAGUGCCUGGAAGUGAAACAGGGAUAACUGCUAAGUUAACAUCUUGGCUAUCCCAUGAAGCUCAGGCAUCAGGAUGACGAAGGCCAUGCUUCGGUGUUUCUGUUUCAGCUCUGUGAAACGUUUUGUCUUCUUGCUUAGAAGUGGGGAAAUUAUUGGUAUUGACUGCUGUGCAGGGCUCUUGGUACCAGCCUGAGCCCUGGAGGUGGAGGUCCCUGGAGAAGUGAUCACUGAAGAUGGAGCUCUGAGGCCCUCCUUACCUCCUCACAAUACUUGUGUGCAAAAGUAUUUUCGAUCUGGCUGACAACCUAUCCUCCAGAGCAGGCUCCUUUCCCUUCCAUACUCUAGAAUGUUUCCAGCCAAGGAGAUAAAUAAGGCAACCCAGGUAUGACUCUUCAGUAUCUGUACUGAAGGCAGGGAGGACCCACAGCAUGCCAUGGCUGGACUUGUGGUCCAGGGUCCUGACCUGUAGUGCAUCGUAUAUCCAAACCAGGCCACCUGCAUUCAAUCCAGGAGCCUCACCUCCAGUAUGAGUGGCAGCCAGGAGGGAGUACACAGUGUGCAGGAGUCUCAGACAAGGCCAUUUGGGGUGGUACAGGCAGGGCCAGGGGAGUGUAUAUGAUAGGAGUGGAGUGGGCAGAUUAUACACCAUACCCUUCCUCCCCGACCUCCUGCAGAGCUGGUCUCAGCAGUGAUUCACACAGAAUUAGGCUGCGUCCCUGUACUAGCUGGCAGGUAACUGCUUUCUGAAAUUCAGGAGGCAUUUAAUAAGUUUGAGGAAGAUACGAAAUCUGAAAGAGACAUCCAGUGUCAGGGGUUUAAUAACUUUACAGGUAGGAUAGUAACACACCAAUAGGAAUUGAAGACAGUGAAACUGUGAGACUAUGUGAAGUUUUAGGAAUCAUUCAGGACAGAGGUUCCUGAGCAACCCAUUCGUGACUUAGAGUGCAGUCUAGACAGCCCUGGAGGGGCUGCUCCUGGAAGAUGCUGGCCCUGUGUGUGCUGGGGCCAAAGGAGAAACUAAUGCAUCAUCCUGCAUUUGUGUAAAUCCUAGUAUGCUUCCCAUGGAUGAUUUCCUGAGGCUUGGGUCAUACACCUUAAAGAAUGCCAAAACGAGAAGGGAAGUUGUAAGAACAUUGAUUCUUCUGCACCCUGGAGGGACAGGCUAAAGGAGGAAGUGGUUGAAGUCUAUACAGUCAUGUUCCCCAAUUCCAUACUUCUCCAGCCGCACUUCUUGAAGUGUAAAAGGAAGCUUUCCUCUGCCGAUCAUGUAGCAAACCUGGAGUUCAUAACCUCAGAAGGUGAUACUACUGGCCGAAAGUGUAGAAGGAUCAAGAGGGCUUUAGUUGAUUUCUUGGAUGACAGAUGCAUGUUGAUGCCCUAUGGAAGAUGUCCUUGUUUUGAGAAGAGGUCACUGAUGGAGGAAGACCUGUCUGUCCUUGGCUCUACCACUAGAACAGUCUUGGGCUGGAUGGGUUAUCGAGCUGAGCUGCUGUGACGGUUCUGUUCUUCCAUUCGCCAAAACAAUAAAAAAUAAAAAUAAAAGCAAAUUUGGAUUGCUUCAGUGUGUUUUUAGUUGACUUCUUACGUUUAUUCUGGUAACCACCCAAUUGAGUGGCACAGAAAAUAAAAGCUAAGGUAUUGUGGUAAUUCCAGUGAUCAUCUUACUGUUGCCUGGAGCCAUGAGGUGGGUACUGUAAUUCCCUUUAAGGUAAUUCACUUGUAAGGUGAGGAAACUGAGGCACAGAGAAGUCACACAGCAGGAAGUGGCAGAAGCAGGACUGAACCCAGGCAGUCUGAUACCAGUGUCUGUUUGUCUACUCUGCACUGUGCUGGGGUUCUGAGAUGGGAGACCAGAAGUGGAGAUGAGCACAGGAGGUGAGGAGGUGGUGGCUUGGCCUUCAUGUGACCCCUUUCAGUUUACCUCCCACCAAGCCUAAAGUGAUUAUUGCUGCCCUGGUGGGCUCUUGGCUAUGCCUGAGUCAGUAGGUGGGGUCCCUCACCUUUGGUCUUGAGAGACUGAAAUCCCUAUACCUCUACGCCCUCCAAUAAAUAAAUAAUGACUUAGAG
Messenger RNA from Kogia breviceps (pygmy sperm whale), 5859 nucleotides. RefSeq names its product KAT8 regulatory NSL complex subunit 3 (gene KANSL3). Gene Ontology annotation, biological process: positive regulation of transcription by RNA polymerase II. Gene Ontology annotation, cellular component: NSL complex. NCBI's taxonomy places the organism in Eukaryota, Metazoa, Chordata, Mammalia, Artiodactyla, Physeteridae. The record is from RefSeq and is a predicted model, not a curated record.